Maniola jurtina (meadow brown) is the source of this 3443-nucleotide messenger RNA. Its product is annotated as probable WRKY transcription factor protein 1. The transcript is spliced from 2 exons. The record is from RefSeq and is a predicted model, not a curated record. Bases 74 to 2956 code for a protein of 960 amino acids. Lineage: Eukaryota; Metazoa; Arthropoda; Insecta; Lepidoptera; Nymphalidae.
CUUGAAAAACACAUCGCUCAUAUCCGGUACUCAAUUCAAAACGCAAUUCCGAUCAAUACGUGUGUACUUCGAAAUGUUACUACCGCUGUAUAUUGUUGUCGCUUUGGUGAAUAUCUUCGCUAAGAAUAACAAUUAUUACAUAAAAACUCCGAGAAAUCCAGAUUUUGAUAUAAGGGUUAAAAGAGAAGCUCCCGAUAUCGAUUUUAAUGGCCUUACUGAAUUGAAGAAAGAAGACAACGAAAAAUCAGUUAUAUUAGAUGAACUGAAUGAAUUACUCAAGAUAUAUAUUGGUUAUGAUGAAAAUAAUACAAAUUCAAAGAAGACAAGAAAAGUAUACAGUCCCAUAAAUAUCGUUAGUGAUGUAGAUACAGGUGUUGGAGUUAAAGAAUUGAAUAAUAACGCUAAAGUGUGGAAGGAAAUAACAUUUAAAAUUGAUGAACUAAAGGGACUAAUAAAGCACAACAACUACGAUGCAGACAGCGUCAUACAUAUGGAAGGGGAUCUAAAUAGCGAUAGAAUAGAAUUGGAGAGUAAGGAAAAAGUAUGGAGGGAAAUAGCAUCCAAAAAUAUUGAAAAUUUAUGGAACAAUAUAACAGCAGAAAUGAGUAAACUAGCAGAAUUAGCAGUGCAAUAUAAAGAAACAGAAAAACCCCAUGAUAUUGUUUUUGAUAAAAAAGUUAAAAGGGAAGCAGAUAGCGUCAAAACUGUCGAUAGUGAAGAAAGUAUAAGUGCUGAAGUUAAAGAAUUAAAGAAUAAUGCAAAAGCAUGGAAGGAAAUAGCAUCUGUAGUAGAUGAAAUUAAAGACUUAAUCACGGAAUAUAACAAUUACAGUGGAAAUACUCCAAAUGUCAAUAUAAGAGUGAGGAGAGUAGCAGACAGCACCAAAAUUAUAGAUAGUGAUGUAAAUACAAGUGUUGGAAUCACGGAGCCAAAGAAUAACGCAAAAGUGUUAACUGAAAUAGAGUCGGUAUUAAAUGAAAUACAAGAACUUAUCUCGGAAUAUAGAAACAGCAUAAGUGACAUAAAAGAACCGAAAAUACCAGGUCCACGAGUAAAGAGAGAAGUGAAUGCUCCACUUCAAUUAAAUUAUUACGGUGCAGGACUUUUGGGCACAAUGGUGGGAAAUGCACUAGGUUAUAAUAAAAUCACUAUAGGAGGUAUAGAUACAAAACUGAGAGAUAGAAAGAUAUUAAACAUACCCAUGAAAAACAUAGGAAAGUCCCCCGAUGGAACAUAUCUAGAGAAGAUGCUUCCGUAUGAAAAGCCUGUAGAAAGACGAGCUUCCAAAGAUAAAAAGGUCAAUAAAAUACUUCCAAAGGAACAAGAAGUGGGCUCAAAAGAAAUUGGGAUAGAAGACGUAACUUUGAAAGAAAAACUCGAAGACGGAUUACUUAACAAAAAUGAAUUGGGAAGUAUUUCUCAACAAAAUGUUGCAGCAGAAGAAAUACUUUCGAAGGAAGUAUAUCCAACAGACACACGCCUACAAGAUAAAUUAGUACUCCUAAAUGGAAAUGAAAUUAAGAAGAUUCCGGAAGAUAAAGAUACAAAUCCUCCUGAGGAUUUAAUUGUAAAAUUUGUUACCAAAAGCAACAAUGACGAGGGAGAAGUAAAACCAAAUAUAGAUUUCGUGAAACUUAAACAGGAUACAAACGACCUUAAAAAUUACGAUGGAAUCCAAACAUACAAAAUUCUAAAAGCAUUCGAUGAUAUAGAAGAUUUACUAGAAAUUUAUGUUCAAGAAAGUAGCGUCGAAGAAGAAAAAAUAAUGGAUGACAAAGGUGUUAUAAAACAUACGGAAUCUGGUCAAGUAUACGAAUUAGUAGCAGAUUACACAGAUGAACAUGAGCUAAAAGAUGAUGCAAAAUCUAUAACACCAAGAAUAAAGAAUGUUAGCUAUAGAGAAUAUAGAACAAAAGAAAAACAAGAGAAACCAUUGCUCAAAGCAACGGUUAGAAAUAUGAAACAGAACAAAAGUGAAACUAAUAACAGAUUGAAGGUAACAAAUUCUAAUAGUAACUUAAUAAACCACCUAAAACAAAUCACAAAUGUCAAAGAAAACGUUGAACUACCAAAAAGGAAUUUGUUAAAGAUUUUAGAAGAACCAAUGGUUUUAAAUAAAUAUCGAGUUAAAAGAGACGCAUCUCCAGAGAACAGAGUCAGCAAUUUUUUCAGUAAUAUUUACACGAAAGUAUACGAUAUAACGCAUCCAAAAAAAGAUGAAGAUGUCAACAAUAAUCUGUUACUUCGUGAUGACAAUUAUAAUUCUUAUGGCAGUCUGCAUCAACAGAAUACUAUCAAUAAUAACCAAAAUGGUGGUUAUAAUCAAUAUGAAAAUAACCGCAUAAACGAUAAUAGUUUAACGCACAGUGAUUAUACGUCUUAUAACAAUAACAAUGGUUAUAAUAACCCUGUUUAUAAUUCGCCUACAAACACAUAUGGUUACAACACGUAUGGUUACGGUUAUGGUUAUAAUACACCCACAAAUGGUUUUAACACAAACGCACCCACUUAUAACUAUAAUUACGCAAAUGGUUACUAUUAUAACCAACCGAUAAAUGGAUCUGUUUAUUCUUCUAAUGGUUAUCCGUAUAAUGGUUAUAAUAUACCGUUAAAUAGAAAUAACUCGAAUAAUAAUUACAACUAUGGAAAUGGUUAUGGUUACAACACAUCGGCAAAUAAUGGUUAUAGUUAUAAUUCAAAGCAAGACAACGGUUAUGGUUAUAACACGACGCAAGAUAACGGUUAUGGAUAUAACGCAACGCAAGAUAACGGUUAUGGAUAUAACGCAACGCAAGAUAACGGUUAUGGAUAUAACGCAACGGUCGUUAACGAUUUGAAUAAUAAUGAUACUAGUACAGAAGGGACUAUAGUUCAAGGGUGUAUAUUUUGUGGUAAUUUUGGAUGUCAAAGAAAUUACAGAUGGAUGGGCGUUGCUUGUGUACCAAUAAAAGGAUAACUAAUGUUAAUUAAUGGCGUCUUUGCGUCACUAGUUCCAAACAAACGUAAUUUGGUUCUCAUUCGAAUACUAAACAAUUACGAUGUAAUUUUAUAGUUAUGUUCUAGAAAUCUUAUGUCUGUGGUUUGCCAGAUUUCCGUAAAAAUAACUAUGGUACGCGACUGGUCGAUACGGCAAUCGUGGUACUCGCUCUAACCCGGUGCGGGUUAGAGCGAGUACCACCAUAUCCCGAUUGCCAUCUCAACCUGUCGCGUACUAUGCAUAUUCAUUAUUCUUAACUAGAGGAUGCCCGCGACUUCGUCCGCGUGGAUUUAGGUUUUUAAAGAUCCCGUGGGAACUGUUUGAUUUUCCGGGAUAAAAUGCCUAUGUUACCUAGGUUGCUUAUUGUUUUUGUAUUACAGGGACGCAAGCUACCUCGGUACCUUUCAUACAAAUCGGUUAAGCGGAUGGGUUUUUAGGAAUCCCGUGGGAACUCUUUGAUUUUCCG